Brienomyrus brachyistius is the source of this 2296-nucleotide messenger RNA. It is a transcript of the gene eif2a, whose product is annotated as eukaryotic translation initiation factor 2A. The transcript is spliced from 14 exons. The coding region runs from base 119 to 1870 and encodes 583 amino acids. Gene Ontology annotation, biological process: translational initiation. The record is from RefSeq and is a predicted model, not a curated record. Lineage: Eukaryota; Metazoa; Chordata; Actinopteri; Osteoglossiformes; Mormyridae. Gene Ontology annotation, molecular function: ribosome binding; mRNA binding; protein binding. Gene Ontology annotation, cellular component: cytosolic small ribosomal subunit.
GGGAGCGUUUGACUUUGUGUGUCAGUUUGUAAACGGAACUGGUGCGUUUCAUCACCGCUGCCUGGUUGCAGACGCCUCGCGUCACCGCACCCCCCGCCCGCCCCCUUCCCAGUACAAGAUGGCGGCCCCCACUCCGCUGCUGGCAGUCCGCGAGUCGAGCGGGACAUCCCUACGAUGCGGCCCCCCCGCCUGUGCACAGUCAUCAUCCUUCCAAAGGGACACAAAGAAAGGCAAAUACAUCGCUUUUAGUAAAGAUGGCUCUUUAUUCGGCUGGUGCAAUGGAGAAAAAGUCAGCAUUGUCAAGGUGGCUGAUGGCACAUAUCUUCAGUCGCUCGACCUUCCCAAGACUGCCAUGUUGGACUUCUCGCCUCUGGGUUCUGUGCUGGUGACGUGGCAGCCCUAUGUCAAAACCCAGGACAACCCACAGGGAGAACCUAACCUGCAGCUAUGGAACCUACAUUCUGGCGCCAUACUCAAGUCCUUCUACCAGAAGAAGGCCCAGGGUUGGUGUCCCAUCUGGUCGGACGACGAGAGCAUCGCCGUCCGGAACGUCAACAACGAACUGCACUUCUUCGAGAACAACGCCUUUGAAAAUAUCGCCAACAAGCUUCACCUGCAGAAGGUGUCGGACUUCGCCCUGUCUCCCGGACCCCAGCCCAGCAAGGUUGCUGUCUAUGUCCCAGGAAGCAAAGGCACCCCCUCGUUCGUCCGUCUCUACCAAUACCCUAAUUUUGGGGGCCCAUCCUCCGCCCUGGCUAACAGAAGCUUUUUCAAGGCGGACAAAGUGACAUUAUUGUGGAAUAAGAAAGCGACGGCGGUGCUGGUGACGGCCAGCACGGACGUGGACAAGACCGGCGCCUCCUACUACGGGGAGCAGACCCUGCACUACCUGGCCGUCGACGGGGAGAGUGCCGUCGUGCAGCUGCCGAAGAACGGGCCCAUCUACGACGUGGCGUGGAGUCCCAGCUCCUCGGAGUUCUGUGUGGUGUAUGGCUUCAUGCCGGCGAAGGCCACCGUUUUUAACCUCAAGUGCAGCCCAAUAUUCGACUUCGGCACAGGGCCCCGGAACGCGGCAUUCUAUAGCCCCCAGGGCCACCUGCUGGUUCUCGCCGGCUUUGGGAACCUGCGUGGUCAGAUGGAGGUCUGGGACGUCAAGAAGUACAAACAGGUGUCUAAGCCCCAGGCGGCCGACGCCACCCAUUUCUCCUGGUGCCCCGACGGUGAGCACAUCGUCACGGCGACCUGCUCCCCACGGCUCCGCGUCUGUAACGGUUACCGGAUCUGGCACUACACGGGAGCGGUCCUGCACCAGGAGCAGGUGGCAGAAGGGGCGGAACUGUGGGAAGUGCAGUGGCAGCCCUUUCCGGAAGGCACCUUCCCUGAGAGACCGGUCCGCUACCAGGCGGUGCCCACCGAGCUGGGCAGCACGGAGCCCAAGCCGGCACAGGCCUACCGCCCCCCCGCACUCCGUAACCAGGCUGCCAGUCCCAUCACCAAGCUGCACGAAGAAGAACCACCACAGAACCUCAAACCGGGUUCUACUGGAGACAAGCCGCUGUCCAAGACUGCCCUGAAGAACCAGAGGAAGCGAGAGGCCAAGAAAGCCGCCAAGCAGGAGAUGAAGUCGGACGCCUCUGAAGAGCCCGUGGAUCCUGCUCCAGCUGACUCUGCCCCAAACCAACCCACUCCAACCUCUGGAGAUCCUGAAACUGACAAGAAGAUAAGGAACCUUAGGAAGAAGCUGAAGGCCAUUGGCCAGCUGAAGGACCAACAGGCAGCCGGCAGACCUCUGCAGAAGAACCAGGUCGAGAAGAUAAAGAUGGAGCCCCAGCUGUUACAAGAGAUUGAGAAUCUGGAGUUGGGACUAUGAAUGGAAUAAUGGUUGACGGUUAAGGGAAUGUCACAAACUGUACUGGGAGAAUACUGGUCUCACUCGGCUACCUACUUUUCCCUUUAUGAAAUUUGGUGAAUAUGCAUUUGUGAUGGGCUGGGUUGGCUGCUCAUUUGCCUGUUUAGACCAUAAGCAUUAGCCUUAAGCACAAGGGGGAAUUUAGCUAAUAAGGAUCUCUCAAUGUACAAAUGCCUCCACACAGGACAAACGGCAACAUGAACUGGAUGAUGGGACCUGAAGUGUAAGACCGUUUAUUUUUGCUAAACUGAUUUAAAGCAAAUGCUUCUCGAUUUGGGACAUCGCCCUUGACAACUUGACAAUAUAAUUCGAGAAUCGUUCCAGAGUCCAGCAGUAAUGUUCCUAUCAAAUUUACUACAAGGCAAUAAAAUUUGCUGGUAAAAAGUA